Messenger RNA from Perkinsus marinus ATCC 50983, 1803 nucleotides. Its product is annotated as IFP53, putative. Gene Ontology annotation, biological process: tryptophanyl-tRNA aminoacylation. Gene Ontology annotation, molecular function: tryptophan-tRNA ligase activity; ATP binding. The record is from RefSeq and is a predicted model, not a curated record. Bases 1 to 1803 code for a protein of 600 amino acids. NCBI's taxonomy places the organism in Eukaryota, Perkinsozoa, Perkinsida, Perkinsidae. The transcript is spliced from 18 exons. Gene Ontology annotation, cellular component: cytoplasm.
AUGUCCAAGACUGUCACUAGAUCUCCUGCUUUUGAUGCUGCAUUGCACGUUAUUAAGGGAGCGGUUUGCACGGUUCUCCGUAUACCCACUGGCCGGACUACUGACAGGGUAUCCCCUCACGAGGGUGGCGGUAAACUCACUCUGAACGCUAUCAAGGAUGAGCCCACAGAGGAGCAGAAGGAGUUGAUAGUCACCAACGUUCAUAACAAAGUGGAGGAGAACGCACCUUUCAAGGUUUUCACUGGAGUCCCUCGUGACCUCGCCGAGAAAAAGUACUUUGAUACCAUGUACGAUAGUUUCAAGGUCCCCGACUCCGUGAAGGAGCUUCGGUUAGUGUAUUUAGAACAGUGGAACCUCAACUGCAAUGUGCAUCCUAUUGUAAAAUCUACUGGCCUUUUGGGCGAUAUAAACCUUACCAAAUGGAAGUAUUCUGCCAAGAAAUCUACUCUCGAGAUCUCCUUCACAGUGGAUCCCCCUUGUGACGUUUUUGAGAUGGCAGAGGAGGACAGUAACGUUGAAGAUCUCCCUCCCCUUGAUAUCGCUGUACCAUACGUUCCUGAUGAGCAACUCAGCCAAGAUGGAGUCCUUGGUGUGUCGGAGGGUCAGAAGGUUACCCCUUGGGAGGUGGAAGGCAGCGAUGAGGGUAUCGAUUACGAUAAGCUCAUCCGCGACUUCGGCUGCUCACCCAUCGAUCAGAAGCUGAUUGACAGGAUGGAGAAGCUCACUGGGAAGAAGGCACAUCGCUUCCUCCGAAGGGGACUCUUCUUCUCUCAUCGUGACUUGGGCAUUUUACUCGACAAGUACGAGAGAGGUAUUCCUUUCUACCUGUACACUGGUCGGGGUCCUUCCUCUGAGUCCCUUCAUCUUGGACAUUUGGUCCCUUUCCAAUUUACGAAGUGGUUGCAGGAUACCUUCGACGUCCCUCUGGUUAUCCAACUGACUGAUGAUGAGAAGUUCUUCUUCAAGGAUUACUUGUCACUGGAGGAGGCUCAUCGACUAGCAUACGAGAACGCUAAGGACAUCAUCGCGUGUGGCUUCGAUAUGGACAAGACCUUCAUUUUCUCUGACUUGGACUAUAUGGGGACUAUGUAUCCUAAUGUAUGUAAGAUUCAGAAGCUGGUCACGUACAACCAGGCACGUGGGGCAUUCGGUUUUACGGGUUCUGAUAGCGUUGCUAAGUCUAGUUUCUGUGCUAUUCAAGCUAGCCCUUCAUUCUCUACUACCUUCCCCUCGAUCUUCGGUGACCGUAAGGAUAUUAUGUGCCUUAUCCCCCAGGCCAUCGAUCAGGACCCCUACUUUCGGGUUACUAGGGACGUGGCACCUCGAAUGGGUAUGCUCAAACCGGCUCUCAUUCACUCCAAGUUCUUCCCUGCUCUGCAAGGCCAUAAGACAAAGAUGAGUGGUAGCGUCGGUAACACUACUAUCAUGGUCACUGAUAGCCCGAAGGAGAUUAAGAGCAAAAUAAUGAAGUACUGCUUCUCUGGGGGACAGGACUCGGCUGAGGAGCAGAGGAAGUAUGGUGCUAAUCUGGAGGUCGAUGUGGCCUAUGAGUAUCUUCGAUACAUCAUGGAGGAUGAUGAGAAGUUCGAGCAGAUCGGGGAGGAAUAUUCCUCCGGAAAACUCCUUACGGGAGAGGUGAAGAACAUUCUGGUAGAGGAAUUGGUGAAAUUGACGAAGGCUCAUCAAGAGGCCAGGGCUAAGGUGACUGACGAGAUAGUGAAGGAGUUCAUGAAUCCUAACCGGCCUUCUCUAGCCAAAUUCAAGUCUAUUGGCAAGGAUCGUAAGAUAAGCCAUAGCAACUAA